Cordyceps militaris CM01 is the source of this 795-nucleotide messenger RNA. RefSeq lists its product as uncharacterized. NCBI's taxonomy places the organism in Eukaryota, Fungi, Ascomycota, Sordariomycetes, Hypocreales, Cordycipitaceae. The transcript is spliced from 2 exons. The record is from RefSeq and is a predicted model, not a curated record. Bases 1 to 795 code for a protein of 264 amino acids.
AUGGAUGCUGAUUCUUUAUUCAGCUUUAUUCCCAUUCACGAGGCUGCGGAGAUAUGGGCGCGACUCCACCAUGUCUGCGGCCCUAACAAUCUGGUGCUCUCGAGUGAGAUCGGAGCCUUCAGUGCUAAUUGCUGGGCGGAAGAACGCGGCCACAAGACCUUCGAAACGGCCCUCAGCCCCCUCCUUGAGAGGCUCAACCCGAGAAGCAAAGGUUACUGCAAGACACCCGAUCAGUGGAUCAACUACCAGAAUGGUGCCUCGAUUAUGUUUACGUUGUACAUCAGUACUGGGACUGAAACUGUGGUGCUGACACGGCCUCCGCCAGUACGACUGAGAGCGCGCUCGUCGUAUAAAGAGCUUGAAGAGUGCUGGAUUACUGCAUGUUGUGAGAAGGACAAGUUCAAAAUCUUUUUUGCGCAUCCUUUAGUAAACGCGGCGCAAGACUACAUCUACGAGUAUUGGCCAGAGGACCAUAUCAAUGCUUGGAUGACGAUGUAUCCCGAGAGAGGAAAGCUGCAGAACCUAAAUGUGCUUUGGGAAAGCACUGCGGAGCAGCCUACAUACCGACCAAAUGAUCUCAGACAGAUGAGAGACACUAUUCUGAAAAAGCUGUAUCUUCACACAACCGGAGCGUCUCUGUACUGGAACGGCUCCAGCAACGCAUUCGAAACCCCUGCAUUUGGACGACGAAAGUUGCACGAGAACUGGGAGCAGGCCGCUGGCAGCGGCGACCGGGAACGAAAGCUCCGCGAAGAAACGAAUUUUGUACAUCGACGAAGCACACUCAAGAUGUGA